This is a messenger RNA of Sorghum bicolor (sorghum), 2002 nucleotides long. Its product is annotated as cation transporter HKT8. Gene Ontology annotation, cellular component: plasma membrane. The transcript is spliced from 4 exons. NCBI's taxonomy places the organism in Eukaryota, Viridiplantae, Streptophyta, Magnoliopsida, Poales, Poaceae. The coding region runs from base 55 to 1695 and encodes 546 amino acids. Gene Ontology annotation, biological process: monoatomic cation transport; transmembrane transport. The record is from RefSeq and is a predicted model, not a curated record. Gene Ontology annotation, molecular function: monoatomic cation transmembrane transporter activity.
CAAAACACAACGCCCAUAGAAACUAAGCAUAGAGAAAUAGCGCCAACAAAUUAAAUGGGCCCUUUUCACAUCCCCAGUACAAGUGGUCCUCGCAAGUUUUAUCACCUUGUGCUCUUCCAUGUGCACCCGUUCUGGAUCCAACUCUUGUACUUCCUUUCCAUCUCCGUCUUGGGUUUCUUGAUGCUGAGAGCUCUGCCCAUGAAGUCCAUCUCCGUCCCUAGGCCCUCGGCUCUCGACCUAGUCUUCACGUCCGUGUCAGCGACGACAGUCUCCAGCAUGGUCGCCGUCGAGAUGGAAUCCUUCUCCAACUCCCAGCUCCUCCUCAUGACCCUCCUGAUGCUCCUCGGCGGCGAGGUGUUCACAAGCAUGCUUGGUCUCCACUUCACCUUCACCAAGUUCAUCAAGAAGAGAGAAAUACCUCAUAGUAAUAAUAAUAGUCUCCAUGGUAAUAUCAAUGGACCGGCACCGGCGGCACCUAGUAGCUUAGAGCACGGUCACCGUCGCCGUCCCAUGGAGAUGGAAGCCCAGGCCGCCGCCGUCCAAAUGGAGCUAGCAGGGUUCAACAACGACGACCAACGUGAUUUUGCAUCCAUAGCUAGGCUGCUAAUGUUCAUCGUGCUUGGCUACCUCUCGGUGGUGCACCUCGCCGGCUACACGCUCAUUCUAAUCUACCUCAGCGUGGUCGGCAGCGCGAGAGAAGUGCUGGUCGGCAAGAGGAUCAGCCUGAGCACCUUCUCCGUCUUCACGGUCGUCUCGACGUUCGCGAACUGUGGCUUCGUGCCAACGAACGAGGGGAUGGCGUCCUUCAAGUCCUUCCCGGGCAUGCUCCUCCUCGUCAUGCCACACAUCCUCCUCGGGAACACGCUCUUCCCCGUCUUCCUCAGGCUCUCCAUUACAGCGCUCGAGAGGGUCACCAGGAGGGGAGACCUCCGCGAGCUGCUGAGGGACGGAGGACCCGGCGGCGGCGGCGGCGGCGGCGGCGGACCAGCUGCUGCUGCUAUAGGCUACGACCACCUGCUGCCCGGAGGCCGCACAUGGUGCCUGGCUCUCACCGUGGCGGUGUUCCUGGCGGGGCAGCUGCUGCUCUACUGCGCCAUGGAGUGGGGCUCCGAUGGGCUUCGAGGGCUCACCGCGUUCCAGAAGCUCGUUGCCGCGCUCUUCAUGUCCGUCAACUCCAGGCACUCCGGCGAGAUGGUUGUCGACCUCGCCACCGUGUCGUCCGCCAUCGUCGUGCUCUAUGUGCUCAUGAUGUAUCUACCGCCUUACACCACAUUUUUACCCAUAGCGAUGGAAGACCACCAGCAGCAGCAAAAUGAGGCACAAUCCGACGACAAGAGCAAGAGCAGCAGCAGUAUUAGCAUCUGGCAGAAGCUGCUCAUGUCCCCGCUCUCGUGCCUAACCAUCUUCAUCGUCGUCAUCUGCAUCACCGAGCGCCGGCAGAUCGCUGACGACCCAAUCAACUUCAGCGUCCUCAACAUCGUCGUCGAAGUCAUCAGUGCGUAUGGCAAUGUGGGAUUCAGCACCGGGUACAGCUGCAGCAGGCAGGUGACGCCCGACGGCAGCUGCAGGGACGCGUGGGUUGGCUUCUCCGGCAAGUGGAGCAGGGAAGGGAAGCUCACGCUCAUGGCCGUCAUGUUCUACGGCAGGCUCAAGAAGUUCAGCAUGCAUGGGGGUCAGGCAUGGAAGCUAGGCUAAAUCAAAGUGUCAAGAUGACGUAGCAGGAGCUGCGGGAGGAUUUGAAAGGAGACGUUGGCAGGAACGGUUGGCGAGUGCAGAGUGUGGUCACCACGCGCACGUCGUCGCUCUGUGUGAGCAAUUUGUUUUAGCCGACAUGUAUCUUGUUAUUUCAAAUUGUGUUGUGUAACCAGGUGUUUCCACUAAUGGUAUAAGUAGUCAGAUGUAAUAGGUGUGAGUUAGCGCCUGUGAUAUAUUUGUAAUCGUGUGAACAUUCAGUUGCCAAGGUGAAAAGGGGAGCCGACACCCUGUCGCCCUCUUGUGUUCA